Messenger RNA from Belonocnema kinseyi, 660 nucleotides. RefSeq lists its product as uncharacterized. The transcript has a single exon. The coding region runs from base 1 to 660 and encodes 219 amino acids. The record is from RefSeq and is a predicted model, not a curated record. Lineage: Eukaryota; Metazoa; Arthropoda; Insecta; Hymenoptera; Cynipidae.
AUGAAAAUUCCACGAACAUCGUUCAAGGUUCAAAAAAGAAUCUUCCUCGUGUUAAUUUGCCUUCACUUAGUGGACAUCCCUGAAAUCGAAAAAUUAUACCAUUUGAAGGGCUGUCUAAAAAAUGAAGCUGCACAAGUUCUCGCGUCCAUUGAAUUAUCGUCGGACAAUUACAGGGUCGCUUGGGACUUGCUGAAAGAGCGUUAUGACAAUCGUAAAAUCAUUCGCCAAACUCACGUUAAAGCACUAUUAAAUUUACCAUUUAUUUCGAAAGACUUCCCCGUUCGCUCGUUGGUCAAUCAAAUUCAAAAACACAUUAGAGCACUUGACGCCUUGAAAGAACCUGUAAAUCAAUGGGGCACUCUUUUAGUUGAAAUUAUUAAGCAAAAAUUAAUUUCGUUCAUUCGUGAAAAGUGGGAAGAGGCUAGCUGUGAUUCCGAUAACUCCACGUUCAAGGAAAUGUUGACCUUCCUGCAGCGUCGUGCUCAGUUCGAAGAUAACAAAUUUCAUGAAGUAACAGGAAAAUCUCAAAUCGUAUCGGAUAAAAAACUAACAGGUUCUCGCGUUAAUAAUAAUCAACGUUCGCAGCACGCUUUUGUGACCUCAACGGCAAAAUCUCCCUGUGCUUAUUGUCAGGGGGAACACUCGAUAUAUAGUUGCUAA